Messenger RNA from Vicugna pacos (alpaca), 873 nucleotides. NCBI's taxonomy places the organism in Eukaryota, Metazoa, Chordata, Mammalia, Artiodactyla, Camelidae. The record is from RefSeq and is a predicted model, not a curated record.
GCUUCUUUACCGAGACGACACCAAAUGGCGGAUGACGCCGGUGCUGCGGAAGGGCCCGGAGGCCCCGGGGGCCCUGGGAUGGGAGGCCGUGGUGGUUUCCGCGGAGGCUUCGGCAGCGGCGCGGGCCGGGGUCGCGGUCGCGGAGCUCGCGGAGGCAAGGCAGAGGACAAAGAGUGGCUCCCCGUCACCAAGCUGGGCCGCUUGGUGAAGGACAUGAAGAUCAAGUCUCUGGAGGAGAUAUAUCUCUUCUCCCUGCCCAUCAAGGAAUCUGAGAUCAAUGACUUUUUCUUGGAGGCGUCCCUGAAGGACGAGGUUUUGAAGAUUAUGCCUGUGCAAAAGCAGACCCGUACUGGCCAGCGGACCCGGUUCAAGGCAUUUGUCGCCAUUGGGGAUUACAAUGGACAUGUCGGUUUGGGUGUUAAGUGCUCCAAGGAGGUAACCACAGCCAUCCGGGGGGCCAUCAUCCUGGCCAAGCUCUCCAUUGUCCCUGUGCGGCGAGGGUGGGUGCCGGAUCCAGCAGCUCUUCAACGCGGGGCUCGCGGCAGCUGCGGGGCAGGUGCCCGGGGCCCCGCCCCCACCGCCCACAUCCUCGGGGAUUGGCUGCCGCGGGCGAGUGGGCGGCCCCAGGGAGAGUAUGAAGUUGGGGCACGCGCGCGCCGGCUGCGACCAGCGGGAGAGGAAAACUCCAAAGGCUUGCGCCGGAGCCCUGAGCCGACAGGCGCCCGUGUAGCGUCCGCGCCCAGCGCUGUGCGGUGCCAUGGGGGAGCGUGCCGGCCCCGUGUUGUCCGCAGGGUCUGGCUGCUCAGUCUGGAGGGAGAGUCCACGGGUGCAGAAAUGCGGGGAACGAAGCGCCAGGGAGCAGAAGUGGUGUGA